Vidua macroura (Pin-tailed whydah) is the source of this 1190-nucleotide messenger RNA. It is a transcript of the gene MDFI, whose product is annotated as MyoD family inhibitor. The transcript has 4 exons. The coding region runs from base 230 to 979 and encodes 249 amino acids. The record is from RefSeq and is a predicted model, not a curated record. Lineage: Eukaryota; Metazoa; Chordata; Aves; Passeriformes; Viduidae.
UUUAAUUUUUUUUUUUUUUUUUGGAAGGAAUUGGCGAAGAAAAAGCCCCGAAGCCCAGCCCAGAGGCAGCCCCGCGUCCCGGCCGGCCCCCAUCGCCGGGGCCGGGGGAUGCGGGGCGGGCGCGGGGGCGGGCGCGGCGCCCCGCGGGGCCCCAGGUGAGCGCGGCGGGACGGGCCCCGCUCCCAGCCCCCGCUGCGAGCCCCGCACCGAGCCCGCAGCUCCCGCACCCAUGUCCCGGCCCGGCAGCCCCCGGCCGAGCCGCCCGCAGCAGCCCCGAGCCGAGCCGGUGCCGCCGCCAGAGGUGGCUGAGCCCUCGCUCCCUGCCCCGAGGCAGAUCCCAGCGCUGCCACCGGCGGAGCCCCGGUCCCCCGCCCGCCCCGCGGUGCCGAAGAAGGAGAAAGGCCUGGAAGAUGACAAAUCCCCGGCAGUGCUGACGAAAGGCCCCCGGGCCGAGCUCUGCGGCGCUCCCGAAGCUGUGACAUGCCAGCCCCAGGUGCGGCCACCCCCGCAGCCCCCCGGGCCCUGCACCCAGCUGCUGCCCAACGGCGCCGGCCGGGCGCCGGACCCGGGCGGUGCCAACGGGACCUGCCGGGCCGCGCCCAGCGCGCAGAAACCGCCCCGAAAGCUGCACCCGCACCACUCCAUCCACAGCCAGAGCAGCAAGAAGAGCAAGGGCAGCUCCAAGUCGCCCUCUUCCCACAUCCCCAUUGAGGCGCAGGAAGAUUGCUGCGUCCACUGCAUCCUCUCCUGCCUCUUCUGCGAGUUCCUGACCCUCUGCAACAUCGUGCUGGACUGUGCCACCUGCGGCUCCUGCACCUCCGAGGACUCCUGCAUCUGCUGCUGCUGCUGCAACUCGGGCGAGUGCGCGGACUGCGACCUGCCCUGCGACAUGGACUGCGGCAUCAUCGACGCCUGCUGCGAGUCCGCCGACUGCCUGGAGAUCUGCAUGGAGUGCUGCGGGCUCUGCUUCUCCUCCUGAGGGGCCCCGCCGGGCGGGGGGACCCACACCGGGACCCCCCAGGCUCUCCCGCAGCGGGCGAGGCUCCGGCCAGUCCCUCGGGAGACCUCGAGAAGGAGGAGGAGGAGGAGGAGGAGGAGGAGGAGGAGAGCGAAUCCCCCGCUGGAAUUCUCAUCCUUGGAACCGGAUCCUGCCCGGGGAAGGGUGAGCCCAGAGGGCCGCGGGGGCUCUG